Molecule: messenger RNA, 336 nt
Organism: Penicillium verhagenii
Lineage: Eukaryota; Fungi; Ascomycota; Eurotiomycetes; Eurotiales; Aspergillaceae
Exons: 1
Coding region: 1-336 (111 amino acids)
Biological process (GO): regulation of transcription by RNA polymerase II
Molecular function (GO): protein dimerization activity; DNA-binding transcription factor activity, RNA polymerase II-specific; RNA polymerase II cis-regulatory region sequence-specific DNA binding
Source: RefSeq, a predicted model, not a curated record
AUGAACCCUGACGAGGAGAAUGAUCGGUCUUCCUCAACCCCCACGGCAACAUAUAAAUCUGUUUCUGGUCAGGAUAAGGAGAAGCCUCGCUUGACGGAUCAAGAGAAGAAGAACAACCAUAUUGCUUCCGAGCAGAAGCGCCGAGCUGCGAUCCGAGAAGGCUUUGAUCGCCUGACAGAAUUGGUCCCAGGCCUGGAGGGACAAGGGCGCAGUGAGAGCGUUGUCUUGCAAAAGACGGUUGACUUUAUGCAUUCAAAGUUACAAGAGCGACAUAAUCUCAUCGCCGAAGUGGAAAGCAAAGGGGGCCAUGUGGACGACUCUCUGCGGCCUUCAUAA